AUGACAAAGCACAACAAAAAACGGCCCUCAGUUCCCAGCAAUCCUUCUGGUCCUGACUACGGCAGCGGUCAGGUAACUAGAGGGAUAGAGGGUGCUAAGAAUCCCUGGGUUAACGGACACCGCUGCUUCAAAAAUGUUUUUCUGGCUACAUACAAUGUAAGAACCCUUCUCACGGACGAACGCUACGAAGAGCUUGAGUCAGAGGUGCUCAACAAAAUGAAAUGGGACAUCAUUGGUCUCAGUGAAACAAGGCGAAGAGGUGAACAGCUCAUCAGACUAAAUUCUGGUCAGUUAUUUUACUAUAAGGGACACGACAACAAAUCGCAGGGUGGUGUCGGUUUUAUUAUCAACACCUCCAUGACCAAGUCACUCCAGAAUAUCCGAGCAAUAUCACCACGCGUGAUAUUUGCGACAUUCAAACUCAGCCAGCGGUACUCACUGAAAGUUGUUCAAGUCUAUGCUCCUACAUCGGACAAAAGCGACAAAGAAACGGAGAUCUUCUUCGAAGAAAUCGCCAAAGCUCUCAAGGAUAACCCAGCCCAUUACACGAUGGUAAUUGGUGAUUUCAACGCCAAACUUGGUAGAAAUCAAGACCAUGAAGAAUUCGUUGGGGGUUUUGGACUGGGAACUAGAAAUUACAGGGGCCAGAACUUGGCAAAUUUCCUAGAACAACAGAAGCUGUACGCCAUGAAUACCUUCUUCAAAAAACAGGUACAAAAACUUUGGACCUGGAAGAGCCCAGAUGGUAAAACGAAGAAUCAGAUCGACUACAUUUUGUCAAAUAAUAAACACGUCGUGCAAAAUGUCGAUGUCCUAAACCGGAUAAAUGCAGGAAGUGACCAUCGCAUAGUUAGAGCCCGGAUUGCCAUUGACCUACGUAUGGAGAGAAGACGCCUUGUAGAAACAAUCAAACCUCCAAACGACAAUAUGUUUCUAAUUGGACAAAAGAAAUAUUACCAGGACAAACUUAGUAAAAAAUUGACAGCAGAAGAAACCUGGAAUAUUAACGAUAUCAACAGUCAAUUAGUCGAUGCUAUACAGGAUACAAAACUUGCUGUAGAGGAAGGCUAUUUAACAACGGACCGAGGAAAGAUACUGGAGACCGUAGAGAAAUUCUACACAGAAUUGUAUAGCUCUCGAGUGUCCGAACCAACAUCUUCUACACCUGGUAAAGAUCCAAGAGCAAAAUUAGUGAGACAUCAUACGGAGGAUUUACCGGAAGUAAGUUUGUAUGAGAUCAAGAAUGCGCUGAAACGCAUGAAGAAAGGGAAAUUGCCUGGACUGGAUAAAGUCACAUACGAACACCUCCUGCUGGGUGGGAAGCCAGUGUUAAAACAACUCCAGCUGUUGUUCAACAAAGCACUUUUUGAAGGCAUAACACCAGACACAUGGAAAAAUGCGGUAGUUAUACUUCUACACAAGAAAGGAGAUGUCACCAAUCUUGAUAACUAUCGACCCAUUUCGUUGCUCAGCCAUGUCUAUAAGCUCUUCACUAAGAUAAUAACGUUGCGAGUUACCACGAGGCUAGACGCCGCACAACCAGUGGAACAGGCAGGAUUCAGGAGUGCCUUCUCUACGGUUGACCACAUCCACACAGUCCGCCAAAUAAUGGAAAAGUGUAUAGAAUACAACCAACCCAUCGCAAUGGCCUUUAUCGACUUCGAAAAGGCCUUUGACACGGUAGAACAUUGGGCCGUCAUACACUCUCUCCAAAGAUGCCAGGUAGACUGCAGAUACGUUCAGGCAAUCAAAGAGACGUACCAGGCGGCAACCCUUCAAGUAAAAUUACAUGACCUGACAAAGCCAGUGCCCAUCAAGAGGGGAGUGAGACAGGGGGACACUAUGUCACCCAAGAUGUUCACAGCAUGUUUGGAGGACGUAUUUAAGCUUAUUGAUUGGUCGGAUAGAGGCGUCAACGUAAACGGGGAAUAUCUGUCACAUCUUCGCUUUGCAGAUGACAUCAUUUUGUUUGCUAACAACAGCGAGAAUUUGCAGACUAUGAUAGAAGAGCUGUACUCCGCAUCAAUUAGUGUUGGUCUAAAAAUAAAUAUUUCAAAAAUCAAAAUUAUGUGCCCCGAUUCCGACACUCAAUACCUGGUUGUGGGGGGCCAACGCAUAAUGAGAGUCGAGGAAUACGUCUACUUGGGCCAAACUUUGAGUCUCGAGAAAAAUGGACAAGACCGCGAGAUCAAGCGUCGCAUCCAACUAGGGUGGGGAGCUUUUGGCAAACUGUCCGAUGUACUCAAAGCCAAGAAAGUGCCUCUGAACCUCAAACGCCGAAUAUUCGAACAGUGCGUCCUCCCCGUCAUGAUAUAUGGUGCUGAAACCUGGUCGCUCACCAAACAACUGAUCCAUCGACUUCAAGUUACCCAGAGGGCUAUGGAGAGAGCUAUGUUGGGUAUUUCUCUUCGGGAUAUGGUGCACAAUACCGAGAUCCGCAAGAGAACCAGUCUACGAGACGUAGCCGAAGUCAUAGCUCGAAGGAAGUGGAAAUGGGCAGGCCACAUAAGCCGCACAUCAGAUGGCCGAUGGGGGAGGAAGGUACUAGAAUGGAGGCCAAGAACUGGGCACAGGAACGUGGGGAGGCAGCCGCGAAGAUGGACUGACGACAUCAUUCGGACGGCCGGGAAAGACUGGAUGCGGAAAGCCCAAGACCGCGCUAGUUGGCGAAAUAUGGAAGAGGCCUUUACUCAGCAUUGGGUAGAUGAAGGCUGAAGAAGAAGAAGAAGAAG
Molecule: messenger RNA, 2732 nt
Organism: Manduca sexta (tobacco hornworm)
Lineage: Eukaryota; Metazoa; Arthropoda; Insecta; Lepidoptera; Sphingidae
Exons: 2
Coding region: 1-2715 (904 amino acids)
Molecular function (GO): catalytic activity
Source: RefSeq, a predicted model, not a curated record